Plasmodium relictum is the source of this 2631-nucleotide messenger RNA. RefSeq names its product conserved Plasmodium protein, unknown function. The record is from RefSeq and is a predicted model, not a curated record. Bases 1 to 2631 code for a protein of 876 amino acids. The transcript is spliced from 2 exons. Lineage: Eukaryota; Apicomplexa; Aconoidasida; Haemosporida; Plasmodiidae.
AUGAAUUCCUUAUUUUUUUUAAAUUCUUUAAAGUAUAAAAUAUUCCAAAAUUUUAAAAAUGAAAAAAUAUAUUUUUUUAGUUCGGUUAAAAAAAAAUUUGGUGAGUUGCACCAACCAAGAACUAGAUAUGAAAAAAAAAGUCAUUUAGAAGUAAUUGACGAAGUAUAUUUUGAUAUGGUUGAUGCUAUGAAGGAAAAAACUAAAUUAGAAAUGGAAGAAUAUAGCAAUAUAGAUAAAAAUAUAUCUGAAAUUAUUUUAAAUCAUAGUGUUUCAAAAAAAAAUGAAGUUAUAAAAAGUUUGAUGAGAUAUUGUAUUGAACUAAAAAACAAAAAAAAUGAAAUGGGAAAUAAAAAUGAAUCUGGAAAUAUAAAAGAGUUUAAUAAUAGAAAUAAUAAUAUAGAAGACAUCCUAAAUAUAAUAAAGAGCAACAUAAGAGAUUAUAGUGGGCAUUUCAAUUCUUGUGAAAUAGGUAUAAUUUUAAAAUGUUUUCUUAAAAUAAAAAUAAACGAUCUAAAUACUGUAAAUAUAUUGUUGCAUCACUAUUUUAAAAGAAAUAUGAGAUUUUCUCAAUAUGGUUCUCUAUAUGUGUUAAAUUCUUUUUCUAAAUUAAAUUUACUACCAAAUCAAUUGAAUAAUUUCAAAUUAUUAUGUUCUGAUAUAUUAAAAAAGUUAAACAAUUUUGAAUUUAAAAAUUUAUGUUUAAUUUGCAAUUAUUCCUCAGGAUUAUAUAAUUUCAGUAGAAAAUUUAUUAGUAAUUUUAUUGAGGAAAUUUGCAAUUUUUUAGUAAAACAAAAUUAUAGCGAUGAUUAUUGGUGUGCUGAUUCUAUUCAUUAUGUUGCAAAUUCUUGUGCUAGAGUUAAUUAUUUAAAGAAGGAAUUAUUUAUUUUUCUAGAAAAAAAAAUUAAAAAAAAAAUUAAUUUUUUUUCGUUAGAUCAGUUGGUCUCUUUAACUAAUGCAUAUAGUAAAUUUAAAAAUGCAGAAGAAUCAAACUUCUUAUCUUUAUACUUAAUAAUAGCAGAUGAAAUAAUAAAGAAAUCUUAUUUAUUAAAACCAAGACAUUUAGGUGUUUUAGCUAAUUCUUUUAACAAUGCGUGUAUACUUCAUGAGCAUUUAUUCCAUGUUAUUACUGAAAAUAGCUUGAUAAAUAUAAAUUUAUUUGAACCUAAGCAAAUAGUUAUGUUAAUACAUUCUUAUGUAAAUAUUGGCUUAUUAAAUAAUAAUUUAUUAGAUUCUAUAUGGGAUAGAGCUUUUUUAUUUAUAAAGGAUUAUAGCCUUCAAGAAUUGUCUAUGUUAUUACAGUCAUAUACCAAAAGUUGUUAUCAUAAAGAUGAUUUUCUUAACAAAAUAAUUGAAAGAAUAUAUCAAUUUAUUUCAUUAAAUUACCCUUUUAUAUCAAAGAAAGUGGAUACAUAUACUUAUGAAAAAUAUAUAAAUGCAAUGAAUUGUCUAAAAAGUAAUCAAAAUUAUAAAUCAUGUAAUGUUACAUUAGAUGAAUGUUAUAUAAUUUUUUAUUUAAUAUACAACAAGCAAAAUAAUUUUAAUCAUAUAAAUGAAAACUUGAAGAAUCAAAAUAAAAUGAAUGAUUAUAUUUGUUCAAAUAAUAUAAGCGAUAUGAAAAAAAAUAAUAAUUUAAAUAAUGAAAUGAGUAAUGAAAAAAAAUGCAAUCAAAUAAAAAAUUAUUCAGGAGUCAAUUUACAAAAAAAUAAUUUAGAAGAAUUUUCCAUUAAAUUAAAAGAUCAUAAAAAUACUUAUGAUACCAAUAAAAGUGAUAAAAAUUUUCAAAAUAAUAUUUCAAUUUUACAAUCAGUAGAUGGAAAAAAAAAAAAAGAAGCUAACAAUAGUAUAAUUGAUGAUAUAACCUCUAGUAAAAAGAAUUGUGUUAAUUAUUCUAUGAAUAAUUACUGUAACCUCAUUUGCAACGAAAAUAAAAAUGAUUAUUUACAAAGUACAAAUUAUUUAUUAGAUUUUAAUUACUUGGAAAAAUGUUUAAUAAAAUAUCUGAGUAAAGAUAUAAAUUCUACAUUAUUAUGUUCUAUUAUAUAUUCUUUAAUUAAAGGAAAUUGCUAUUUACAGUAUGAUUUAUUAAUUUGUUUAUCAAAAUUAGCUAUUAUUUAUAUGAAACAAUUUAAAUUUUCAGAACUAGCUAAUAUUUGCUCUGCUUUAUCAGAAGCUUAUAUUUGUGCUUCUGAUGAAAAUAACAAACAAAAUGAAAUAAUAUCAAAAAAACAAAAAGAAGAAAUAACGAAUAUUUAUAAUUCAUUUGAAGCAAAGGAGGAAAUUUUAGGGUCAAUUAAAAAUACAAAAUAUGACGAAAAAUUAUAUAAUUCUUCUAAGGAGUAUUUAAUCAUAUGCAAAUUAUUUUUUGAUAAUGUUGAAUUUUAUUUGAAAAAGAAAAAAAAUUUAUUCACCGAUGUGUAUAGUAUAUAUAAAUUUAUAACUUCUUUUGGUGCAUUAAGAAUAAACAAAUAUUCGUCAGUUGCAUUACAUUUAUUUAAAUUAUCUCUUAUGGAAAUCAAAAAUUUAUCUUAUUUGCCACUUCAAAAAAUAGCAAAUUCUUUUAUACAAAUGAAUGUUUACGAUGAAGAUGUGUACGCGUUUAUAAAUAAAGUGCAAAAAAUGAAAAAAAAAUAA